Molecule: messenger RNA, 744 nt
Organism: Paramecium tetraurelia
Lineage: Eukaryota; Ciliophora; Oligohymenophorea; Peniculida; Parameciidae
Exons: 2
Source: RefSeq, a predicted model, not a curated record
AUGAGAAGUUAAGACAAUUCAAAAUUAAAUAUAAGUGUUCAAAUCAAAGAGAACAGUUUUAUUAAGGGACGUAAAUUAGACUCCUUCACUAAUACUCCUUUAGUAGUAAACUCUCGAGAACAUCCUUAAUAUGGGAAUAUAAUCAAAGAAGAAGAAAAUGAUAUAAUGUUGGGUAAUUUGAUCAAUAGACCAACAAAAAUUAAAACCAAAAAGAAAAAAAAGAAGAAGGCUUUAAAUACUAAGCUUAGCGCGCCUGUGACUAAAGCAUCAUAAGAAAAGCUUGAAAAAAGUAGUAAACCUAAAAAGUUUGUAAAUACUAGUAUGAACAAGCUUUAAAAAUAAAAAAAAGUUAAUACUGCCCCUCUCUUCAAUUGGGGAGUCAAUUAGGAACGAUUAAAAAAUUACUUUUUAAAUGAAUAACUCAAAUAGAGAAAUGUCCAAGACACCAUGUUGAAAAGAGUGAAUAAAACUGAUGUGGACAUUAAAUAGAGGAGAGAUCAAUUAGGUGUUUCAUUUUUAAAUAAUAUAUCCAUCGAUAAAUUUAUUAAAAAGAAAAAAAUAAAUAAAUCAUUGACUCCAACUAAAAAAGAUCCAAACAAACCUAAAUUUUAAAUCAACCAAGAAGAAAUCAGGAAAUACAAAGAAUUCAAAUAGAAACUGAUUAUGAUAGCAAAAUAAGAAUUAAGAAAGAAAGAAUACGAAAGACAAUUCAAAAUCCAUCAAAAUUUAUAAAAUUCUCAAUGA